This is a messenger RNA of Phalaenopsis equestris, 814 nucleotides long. Its product is annotated as serine carboxypeptidase-like 19. Lineage: Eukaryota; Viridiplantae; Streptophyta; Magnoliopsida; Asparagales; Orchidaceae. The transcript has 5 exons. The record is from RefSeq and is a predicted model, not a curated record. Gene Ontology annotation, molecular function: serine-type carboxypeptidase activity; acyltransferase activity, transferring groups other than amino-acyl groups. Bases 41 to 298 code for a protein of 85 amino acids. Gene Ontology annotation, biological process: proteolysis; secondary metabolic process.
GCUCCUUGAUCAUCCGAGUUUCCUCUCAAAUCCUUUCUACAUGGGUGGUGAUUCAUAUGGUGGGAAAGUAACUGUGCUAACUGCUCAUGAAAUUGUUGAAGGAAAUGAAGGUGGUCAGAAGCCUCUAAUCAAUAUCAAGGGUUAUCUAGUUGGUAAUCCUGUAACGGGUGAAAAAGUUGACACCAGCUCCCAAGCUCCACAUGCUUAUGGAUUGGGAAUUAUUUCCAAAGAGCUUUAUAAGGCUUCAAUGGGCAAAUGGUCGCGUUGCGUACACAAAGGAAGCGAAACAACGAAAUGAAAAAGUAAAACGAUGAAGGGCUUAUGAUUCUGUCAGGAGAGAGAGAGAGAGAGAGAGAGAGAGAGAGUAGUGGAACGGGAAGGGAAUAGUGAUAGACGAAGGCUUUUCCGAAGUCUUCACGGCUUCUAUGUUGAAUAGUGUGUGGAGACAGGGGUUUCAAACAGGGAGGAAAUAGGAGACUGAGAGGUGUGAAUGAGAGUGCGAGCAGUUACCAGAGCCUAUCAUGUGUCUUUAUACUUCAAAUCAAAGUGCUUCGCGCGAACGAUUACGAGAGUGGAAUAUGCAGGAAAUUUAUCAUUAAUUAUUUAAAUUUAAUUAAAACCUAAUUAAUAAUUUUAAUUUUAAUGAUCAACAAUUCUCUUUCUGCUUUAUGAUUGAUAUUAAUAUGUAAUAGGGUCUUGGUGUCAUUACAAGGACAACAUUGAAUCCAACAAUUUGAUAAUGACACACUGUGCUGGAGAAGAAGACUUCAAAAAGCCUCAAAACGUGAUUUGUGCCACUCAUCUUGAGACAUUA